AUACUAGCCACCCUCUGUAAGCAACAUUUCUCUCGCUGAAAGGCGAGCCAAAUUCCUCAAAGAUUCAACUCAUCUUCUCUUUCUAUUAUCUUUCUCUGGUCAGUUAGCGUACUUUUAUCUCCUUAGUCUCCUGUUUUCUCACCCUCCAAGAAGAGUGGAAGAAGAAAAACAAUGGAAAAUACUAAAAAAUACUCUGAGAUGGAGACCCACCUGGAGAAAUUUUGUCACACAUGUGGUGAUGUUGGUUUUGAAGAAUUAAUUAUUACUUGCAAUAAAUGUCUAAUAACUCGCGAACAUGUUUAUUGCAUGAGGAGGAUCUAUGAGGAGGAGAUCCUAGAAGUAUGGGUUUGUGAAGACUGUAUACCAGACAAAAGCUUAAGUGAUGAGAAGGAAAAUUUGCAGAAUCGCUCUAAUACAGUCCACCAUGAUGUGGUGAUGCAUGGAGGCCCCACUAAAAUUUGUGAUGAUUCUGGACAACAUAGUCAUGCUAAAAGACAAAAGCCUGUGGAAACUGGAAAAGUAAAAUUUCUUUCUACUGAAGAAGUAAUUAAAUUAUCAUCAGGUGCUGCAAAAAUGGGAUCUCUUUCAAAGACUAAUUUGGGAUACAGGCCUGGCAUUUCAUCUGUCACUCCAAAGCUCUGCCCAGUGAGAGUGAAUCCGAACACAAUCUCUUCAGGUCUUAUGAAGCCUCCUGGACAUGGUAGAAUCCAAAUCAGUUCAAUAACUAGCCAACAUGCAUCCAGAACAUCAAAUGAUGAACAAAAGGCUACCGUCAAUUCUGUGAAGGAGGGCAGUUGCAAGGUUGCCUUCAGUACUGUGAAGGAAAGUGGUUUCAAGGACCAGAAAACAACUUCUACCAAGCCUGCCGAAGAAGUUGAAGCUUGCAAUGCCAAUGUAAUUGUCAAACCUGUAAAAAAAUGCUACAACAAUGUGAUUGCUAAGGAAGCCAUAGCUUGCAAUAUAAAUGCGGAGGAAGCGAAGAACAAGUCAUUAGGCACAUCUUCAACAUCAGCAAAUGCUCCACCUAUUAUAGGCAUUGACUCUUGUCCUGUUGCUGAACCUGAGAAGUCUGGUGUUGAAGUAAGAGAAUCAACAAUUAUUCGGACUAAACUUAGCCUGUAUCGUCAUUGUUUCCCUGCUUUGUGCACCACUUGGAAGGGAGGAUUCACCUUCUUUGAUACCACCACACCUGGUAAAUUUUAUGGUGGGUUCAAUGCUCAGCCUCCAUGUAGAGUAAAUCGUAAGGCCUAUGAGUUUUCACGAACAAUGCCUACAAUCCUUGGGGUUAACCUGCUUCCACUAAACCAUAUUCGGUCAGAUAUAUUCCAGAAUGAUUAUCCAGAUUUUCGUGACAUUGCACUAUAUUUUCUCCCUUCUCCUACUAUUGAGAGAUCCAAAGGGAACUAUGACAGUCUGUUCAAGCUUUUGGAAAUUGAAAAUUCUGUAAUGAGAAGUUACAUCAGUGGCAUGGAGUUGCUAAUAUUCACAUCAAAACAGCUCCAUUCAGAUUUGCAAGAUGUUACUGAAAUGCUAAAUACUGGACAGUUCUUAUGGGGAGUUUUUCGCAAUGGACAAGACAAAAUUGCUCUGGAGCAAGAUUAUGCCAGCAUAGAAAGCAGUGAGACUGUUGAUAUGGAAAUUGACAUGGUUGGUGGACGGCCUUUGGGGAGAGUUGAUGCUGAUGUGAACGUGUCAAACAGCAAGAUUUUGAAUGCUUUUAAGAGUGAAGCAAAUAUCCCCCCUGGUUUUGAAGAACUGUCAAGGCAGAAAUUAAGAAACAUGCAGUGCAAAGCCAAAUUUAGAGAGGAGGAAACUCAUUUCAAUGAUGGGGAAGUUGUAAGGCGUGCGAAAAAGGGGAACAUUGAUCUUCAUAGAUAUCCUCAAUCUAGCCCAAUGGAGCUGAAAAUUGAAGUUCAAAAUUUUGAAUGUGAUAAACAAGAUCACAGCCACAAAUUGAGUGCCAGAUCACUGGGUAAAACACAGAGACCAGCAUGCUGGAUUCCUCCCCGGACAGGUUCAGUCAAGUUGAAUAUAGCUGAGAGUUCAAAGACAAAAACAGAAGCUGCUGGAGCUAGUGGAGUGAUACGAGACGAAUCUGGCAAAUGGGUCAUUGGCUAUACUCUUAACUUGGGUAGCUAUAGUUGUUUGGGAGCAGAACUGUGGGCUGUAUAUCAUGGCUUAAUGCUUGCCUGGGACAGAGGAUUUAAGAAAGUCCUGGUGGAAUCUCAGUCUCUUGAGUCAUUGGAGUAUCUAAAGAGAGUUCCAGAUGAACUAGAUCCUAAUAGAGCUCUUGCUACAUGCUGCAUGAAUCUAAUCAAGCGUGACUGGGAUUGCCAAUUUCUUCAUAUUCAUAGAGAAGCAAAUGGGUGCGCUAAUUGGUUAGCAACAAAUUUUCAAGACCAUCCAUUGGGACUGACAGUCUUCUAUAAGCCACCUGUUAGUUUGAUUCCUAUUUUACAGAAUGAUUCUAUGAUGGCUGCUCCCUCCUCCACUCAUUUUCAGUCUUAAAUCACUCUAGCCCUAGGAUGCACAAGUUAGCAGACAGGUGAAAAAUACUAAAAUCGGAUACAUAUCGAAAGAAAAGGAAAAUCUAACAGUAACUUAUUUUGUUCAUUGAACACUGAUGUGAAGGUACAAGUGAUAGGAUGUCUGUAAAUACCCCCUUUUCUCAUGGGGACUCUCAUUUUGAUUCCUUAUAUAGUUAUAUACCUGAAAUUUAUUUUAUUUUACUUUUA
Molecule: messenger RNA, 2735 nt
Organism: Jatropha curcas
Lineage: Eukaryota; Viridiplantae; Streptophyta; Magnoliopsida; Malpighiales; Euphorbiaceae
Product: PHD finger-containing protein 1
Biological process (GO): negative regulation of transcription elongation by RNA polymerase II
Molecular function (GO): nucleic acid binding; histone reader activity; RNA-DNA hybrid ribonuclease activity
Source: RefSeq, a predicted model, not a curated record